Saccostrea echinata is the source of this 1171-nucleotide messenger RNA. RefSeq names its product putative nuclease HARBI1. The transcript has 5 exons. The coding region runs from base 203 to 1171 and encodes 322 amino acids. The record is from RefSeq and is a predicted model, not a curated record. NCBI's taxonomy places the organism in Eukaryota, Metazoa, Mollusca, Bivalvia, Ostreida, Ostreidae.
CUUAGAUUUCUCGAAAAAAUCUUAAGUUAAAUCUCAGACUUAAGUCUGAGUUUUUACUCAAAUUUCUGAGAAAAAUCUCAAAUUUGAGAAAACUCAAAAUAUUGCAUUUCUCGAAAAAACUUAAGUUCUUUUUCUUACUCAAACUGAGAAAAAACUUAAGUUACCUUGUUAGUAAACUUAAGUCCUUAAAAAAAUCUCAAACAUGGCGGUGAACAACCGACGGCAGCGUCGUAGACGUCGACAUAGACAGAGAGUUGCUCACAACAGGCUUGUUGACCGUGAAAAUCCUUUAGAAUUCAAAAGGUAUCGUUUCCGCCCGGACACAAUUUUGUUCGUGGUGAAUUUAUUAAGACGAUUUCUCGAGAGAGACACUCUGCGAAGCUGUGCCCUCACCCCCCUUCUGCAGGUUAUGGCCACACUGAGAUUUCUCGCCAUCGGAGGUUUUUAUUCCUUUGUAGCCGAUACAUUUGACAGCCUGUCCCCAUCCACUGUGUGUAGGACGGUUAAGGAUGUGUGUCAUGCUUUGUGUCAGAUGUCACGGCAAUUUAUAAGGAUGCCAGCAAGACAUGCAGCUGAUGGAGUGAAAAAGCAUUUCUAUUCCAUCGCAGGUUUUCCAAAUGUCCUCGGGUGCAUUGAUGGUACGUACAUCAAAAUUCAGGCACCUUCAGAAAAUGAACCAGAUUUCUUGAAUAGAAAAGGGUACCAUUCUCUAAAUGUACAGAUGAUCUCCGAUGGCAAAUUUAGAAUUUUGAACUGUGUCGCCAAGUGGCCUGGAAGUGUACAUGACAGCAGGAUUUACCGAGACAGUCAUAUAAGCAUUGCCUUUGAAAAUGGACAAUAUCCAGGACUACUCUUGGGGGACUCUGGUUACCCUUGCAAACCCCACCUAAUGACACCAUACCCCGUCCCUUCAAGUGAUGCGGAAGCAAGAUUUAACAAUGCUCACGCUAGAACCAGAGUUGUCAUCGAACAGGCCUUUGGCAUCUUGAAGAAGAGAUUUCCAUGUCUCCACAGCGGCUUAAGAACAACCCCUGAAAAGGCGUGUCAUAUCACUCUGGCCUGUGCAGUUUUGCACAAUAUAGGAAUAGAUCAUAAUGACAUACUGGAUAUUGAUGAUGGCGUAUCUGGAUAUAAGGAUGUCUGUCCCAUAGGAAGGAACCAUAACUCUUGA